AUGGUUUCAGCUCUCACGCAACCCGGCUUAACCUCGGCACCCCGAUCAUCAGCAGAACCCUACCCCGGGAUCGAUGCGACUCUAACCCAACACUUUAAAGGUCGUCCUGUCGCUAAAAAAACAGGGUUAAAGAUGCAGUGGACCCCCGAGCACAGCCAGUGGGCCGAACAGCAUUUCGACAUCUCCUCCACCACGCGCUCACCAGCCCACAAGGCUGAGGCCUACAGGGCGGUACCUGGCCACCUGCAGCGCUCCGCCUCAGCCUACCAGUAUGCAUGGGCCAAUGAUGACAUCUCAGCCCUCACCGCCUCCAACCUGCUCAAGAAGUAUGCCGAAAAGUAUUCCGGCAUUCUGGAGAUGCCGGGUGCCUAUUCUGAGGGCCCGGGGGUGAUGAACGGACGGAAAGGUGAAUCGGAGCCCUGGCAGGAUGGCGUCUAUCCCAUGAGCUGUAUCCCAGAGGGGGUGUCGGUCAGAAAGGGAGGGGUGGCGGCAGCUUCAGACGUGGUGGCUGGCAUGUGCAGCUCCCCGGGUCUCGCCUCCAGCACCCUGAGCGAGCCCAGCUACUCCAGUAGCAGCUGUGGGAGCCACACUGCCACCGCCCUCCACACCUCCUCCAUGCCCUCUCAGGAAUACGGCCCGGCAUACAGUGGCUCCUACCUGCACAGUAGUUACAGCUCCCAGUCUGCCCCCACCCCUGCACUUCCCUCCCCACUGCACAGCUCUGGGCUCCUGCAGCCGCCCCCUCCACCGCCCUCCCACCCCACUUUAGUCCCAGCUUACAACGGAGGCUCCCCCAACUUGUCUAGUUAUAAUUACCCCCCAGCAGGCUACCCGGCCCAGAGCUCGGUCGGGCCAGGAUACAGCCCUGGGGGAGCACCCCCUCCCUCCUCAUACCUCCCCUCAGGCAUCGCUGCACCUACACCCCUUCCCCCAUCUUCUACUUUACCUGGAUACCCAUACCAGAGCCACAACCUGACCCCAAUCGCCCCUACCCCUCUCAACAGUAGCUCCUCCAAUUCACUGAAGAGGAAAGCCUUCUACAUGACCGGCCAAGGAGAUAUAGACUCCGCUUAUGGUAACUUUGGCUACGGCCAGGCUCGGAGCUCAGCUGAGAGCCCCAUGUACAGGAUAGCAGACAGCAGCAGCGCAAAUGGAGGCUCCAACAGUGCCAACGUUGGUGGAUUUGACAGGAGUGCUGAAAAGUCAUCUUUACCUUUUAAUCCUCAGAAGCAGUCCACAAUGCCGUCAGAGCAGCAGAGGAAAUACAGCAGCCAGGCAACAGGUGGGCCACUGACUCCACCAGCCUACGUCACCUCCACCCUAGGGGGUUCCCGCUCAGCAGACUCCCUCGCCAGCUUCACCUCCCCCUCCCUCAGUGAGCAAGGUGCUGAUGAUCACCGUCUCCACCUCUCCCACUCAGCACCAGGGCCUACCUCCUCCUCGUCCUCUUCCUCCUCCCGGCCUGCUGAAGAGCAGCUAAAAACCAGUGACCCUCACCUCUUAGACAUGGUUACCUCUGAAAUCGUUCAGCAGGGUCCCCCAGUGGAUUGGAGUGACAUUGCAGGCCUAGAACUGGCUAAGGCAACCCUGAAGGAGGAGGUUCUGUGGCCCAUUCUGCGCUUGGACAUGUUCAGCAGUUUAGGACCGAUCCCACGCUGCGUCUUGCUGUUUGGCCCCAGGGGCAGUGGCAGGACGUUGCUUGGUCGCUGCCUGGCCAGCCAGCUGGGAGCACCAUUCCUCCAGCUCAGCGGUUCCACUUUAGCCACCAAGUGGCUGGCAGAAGGAGAAAAAAUUAUCAGAGCAUCUUUCCUGGUGGCUCGCUGCCGUCAGCCGUCAGUACUCUUCAUUAGUGAGGUGGACAUGCUGCUGUCAGCUCACCUCAGUGAAGAGAGUCCCAUUAACCGGCUGAAGGGGGAGUUACUUGCCCAGUUGGACUCGCUUCUAAUGGGCUCAGGCGAGGAUGGAGGCAACCAAGUGUUGGUGGUUUGCUCCACAAGCAGACCCCAGGACAUGGACGAAGGGCUGCGCAGGUACUUUGCUCGGAGGGUCCUGGUACCCCUGCCGGACACUGCAGCCCGACACCAGAUCGUGAACCAGCUCCUGGUCCAAUCUCAACACAAGUACUGCUUGAGCGAGGAGGAGCUGGCGCUGCUGGUCCAGCGUACCGAGGGUUUCUCCGGACUGGACCUGGCCAGACUCUGCCAGGAGGCCCUCGUAGGUCUGUUACAUGUCUCUGCACAGGGCAUGGACAUGACGGGUAUGAUGCCCAGGGGCCAGAUCAGGCCCCUCACUUACCAAGACUUUGAGAGUGUCUUUUGUAAAUUCCAAGCCAGUAUAUCGCAGAAGGAGAUUGACACGUACACUGAGUGGAACAAAAUGUUCGGCUGCAGCCAGUGA
Molecule: messenger RNA, 2397 nt
Organism: Scomber scombrus (Atlantic mackerel)
Lineage: Eukaryota; Metazoa; Chordata; Actinopteri; Scombriformes; Scombridae
Product: fidgetin-like
Exons: 2
Coding region: 1-2397 (798 amino acids)
Molecular function (GO): ATP binding; ATP hydrolysis activity; microtubule severing ATPase activity
Source: RefSeq, a predicted model, not a curated record